Molecule: messenger RNA, 2022 nt
Organism: Polypterus senegalus (gray bichir)
Lineage: Eukaryota; Metazoa; Chordata; Cladistia; Polypteriformes; Polypteridae
Product: intercellular adhesion molecule 5-like
Exons: 5
Coding region: 46-1212 (388 amino acids)
Biological process (GO): cell adhesion
Molecular function (GO): integrin binding
Source: RefSeq, a predicted model, not a curated record
GCAUAUGUCAAAGUGAAGUUUAACAAAGGCAAUGAGACGCUUGACAUGAAGACGUAUGCCAGUAACAACACAAAGACUCCUGUUGAUCUUCAUGAGACCUUCACUAUCUAUUCAAGUGUGAGCGACCAUGGCAAGAAUUACUCCUGUGAGGUGGAGCUGAACUUUACUGAAAUAACACUGAGCAACCAUUCAGAGCCUGCUGUCAUAUCGGUUGUUGAUAUAAAGAAACCCAAUUUAUCCCUGGCUAGCAGCACUGAGGAUAUUGAAAUUGGGACGUCUUCACUGGUGGUCUGCUCCGCUCAAGGUUCCUUCCCACUGAAAGACGUGGAGAUGCAGGUGUUUUUUAAUGGAAAGGAAGUGAAUUCGACAGUUGAAGCGGGCUUGCUGAAUGCCAUCUACACACAAAAGUCUGCUGCACCGGUGAACAUAUCCUGCACUGUUUCAGUGCAAAACUUCAGUGAAACCAGCAACCUGAUUGUGAGGGGAUACAGGCUGCCACCUCCCACUAUUGACAUUCCAGAUCACAUUCCUGAGAAUGAUAUGGUAAAUAUCACAUGCCAUGUGGACAACCAGGAGCCAGUCAAUACCACCCAAAUACUGAUAAUCCUUGGCAACCAUGAAAAUUUGGCAAGCACUGUUGGCAGGGUGGUGGUUCACAGCUAUAUGGGACAGAGGAAACAUAAUGGAAUGACAGUUACAUGUAAGGCUACACUUCAACUACCAACCAGACUGGUCACGAGGAACAGCAGCGCCACCCUCAAUGUCCAAUAUCAACCAGUUUUUCUCAAAGAAUUACCAAAAAAAGAAAACUUCAAAAGCGGCGAGAGUCUGGCCAGCAAAAUGACCUGUGAAGCUGAUGGGAACCCCAAACCUGUAAUUGAGUGGUUAAAAGAGAACAGAAGUAUUGAACCUGACAAGAGCCUGGGUCCGGAAGAUGAAGGAACAUACGUGUGCCUAGCAAAGAAUGCGCUGGGCACGGCCACACUAAACGUCACAGUCACUGUCCAAAGUCCCAACGUUUUACUCUAUAUAUAUAUCAUACUUGCAAUUACAGUUGUUUUGAUCAUGAUUUUUAUUUUAUAUUGUAUAUAUCGCAAGAAAACCAAAACUGGUGAGUAUGACGUCAAGGACAUAAAGAACCCAUCCCGUAAUGGCCAUGUGGCCCACAAUGACAAUAAAGAGAAGCAUCCCUUACAGCCCGUAAAUGUCUAGGAUUUACCUGGAGACUAUUGCCCAUUUUAGGUGUCUUUCCUGGACAGCGCCUGGAGCUGAACAUUAAAUGAGGAGCGUGAAGGAGGAGUUGUGGCCGCACGACGGACGAACCGGACGUUUGUAGCACACAGAUUAUUGUGGGGCCACAGCACCAAGCAGAUGCCCUCAGUGAAUCAAAUAAGCCACAUCUGAUGGACUUCGUUACCACGGGAUCUGUGUCAUCAGUACAUUGGAGGGCUGAAUUUGUAUAUUUUCUUUUUACAUUUUACACUAAUUAGCAUUUAGAUGCUUUCCUUUGUACAGUAAAAUUCAUUUUUUGUUAUACUAUGCAGUGUUAAAGAGGUUUCUUUUCCCGAAAAAAAAAAGAAAUCCUCUCCAGAAACAGGGUUCAAGUCGCUCAGCAAAUCAGUACAUCUGGGAAAUGCCAGUUGGCCGUCAAGAGGGGCUCAUGUGAGGGGAUCUGCAUUGACUGGUUCUUUAUGCUACCUACCGGUCUGUUCCCAGUGCCCAAAAAUGUUCACAUGGAAUCUGAAAGGAUUACACAGAAGAGCGCCCCCUGCAGGGUGGAUGUGUUAGCUGAGAUGGCAUUGCAGGAGAAGAGUUGCCCGCAGCUACUACUGUUCUUUUUGGAGGCCAUUCGAGUGUUCAUUACUAAAAUGCCUUUGAAGAUUAUAUGGACUGUUUAAAAGUGUGUGGGUUUUUAUUUUUUACUUAAUUUAUUUUUUAAUAGAAUUGCACUUGAUUUGAAUCUACUACGUUUUGUAUUUACUCUAUGUUCAGAAUUAAAAGAUGUCUUAUAACUGACCUUAA